AUGACUGCAGCUGCGGCUCUGUCGCGGCCGCGCUCUUCUGUCUCCUCGGAGACACCGCGCCCCAGCGCAUGCACCUCGCCCACUGCCGCCGAGCGCUCUGGACGCUUCGCGUUUGAAGACGAGGGCGAUCGACUCUCGCUGAGCGAAACUCCGCACACUCUGCCUCCCUCUUCACAGGGGAACUCGCCGUCCUCUGCUCCUCCGUGCUCCCCUUCCUGCCCGUCGUCGCCCUCUUCUCUCUUUUCUCCCGAGAUCCUCCUCCCGCACAGGAGACAGAAAGCCGAAGACGCGCCUUGCGAAGAAAGUGGCGAGAAUGGCGUCUCAGAGGCCUCUCCGAACGAGCGCCUGGCCCUCCCUUCGGAGACGGAAAGAACGCAUGCAAGUGACCUCGUGAGAGACGGCGAAUUCGAAACGGGGAGUGCUUGGGGUCUCUACAUGCUCGCCAGCCUCGCCGUAGCAGCUGCCACGGCCUUAACGCGACAAUUUGGAGGCGAGAGCACGCGGCGAAGAUGUGAGACUGCCAAGCGGCAACAGAAAAAGGGGGAUCGGAGAGAAGAAGAGCAAGCAAGUUGCAACAGCGGCGAGCGGUCUUCUAUGCCUCUGUGUUGCCCAGAGACGAGAGGUCAGGACGCCUCAGCUGACGGCACGCUCCUUCAGGGCCUUCUGUCUCCGUUGUUCUCGGGAGGGAAACGGGCACAAGAAGGCCGAAACGAAGAGCCCGCUUGUCUUGGAGCUUUUUCAUCGCUCUUUGGAGAUGCCGGGGAGAAAAAACGGCCGUUUCCCUGGAAGAAAUGGAGAGAGAGAAGACAGUCCUCUGCCGAGGAGGACGGCGAAUCAAUGAACAGGAGCGGCAAGCAAGAGGCUGACGCGAAGGAUGAGAGCGGUCGCGUCUGCGAGUGCUGCGCACGGGUCCAGCUCUUUCUUGCAGCCUACGAAGUUAAUCCGAGAUGUGCGAAGAACAGAAAAAGUGAAACAGGUGAAUCUGCUCCGGGGUCCUUGACAGCGUCUUCGCUGCUAACUCGCACGGGGUGUACAGACACCCGACAAGGAGGACCCCGAUCGUCUGCCAGUCAUACAGACGAUGAAGAAACGAAGGCUCUCGUCAACCUGCUCGGCCCCGAAGGCCCGUCGCCAACGGAGAUUAUCCCCCUCAGUCUGGAAGCUCCUGUCCAGAUUGUUCCGGCCGUGCUGCGCCGGUCGAACGUCCACGCUCCGCGUCUCUCUUCCGAGCAAGACAGCUCUUGCUCGAUUUCUUCUUUGUCUCCUAGUCCUUCUGUUGAUGAUCCUUCGUCUCCUCUAGCGAUGUCUUUGCGCUUUCUCUCAUGCCAGAGGGAGCGUGAGGACGGAGGAGCGGUUUCUCUCCGCGGAGAGGGAGACGAUUUGUUUCAAGAGACUCCAGUGUUUUCUCGCCCCUGGGGCGGAGACGAAGAGCAAGACGAGAACUGGGAGUGUCUUGAGGAGACAGAAAGAGGCGACAGCCAGGUGGACCGCAUCGCAUGCGAAACGCUUAACUCGACGGAGACCAGGGACGGACUGGGGGAGAGGCAGAGGGGCGGCAACGCGGAGGGGGAAGAAGAGAUGGAGGAAGGAAAAGCGGAUGCAGAGAAAGGGGAAGGAGCGAUUGAAAUAGAGGAAGAAGAAAGAGGGAGAGGUGAAGAGGGAGAAACAGGCGGAGAGGCAAAUGGAGAGGUGCCGGGGCAGCGUGUGCUUCGGCUGGACCGGAUGUGGGCUGGAGACAAGAGGGCGACGGCUCACCGAUGGCUGCAAGCUGUAGGGCGCGAGAAACACGGUCUCCUUCCUGUCUUCUCCCGAGGUGGCCCGGAGCACGUAGCUCAGCAGCCUGUCUGUGCGGAAUCUCGCUCGUAUUCUUCCCCCGUCGGAAGCGCGCGGCACCACUGGCAAAGCCGAGAGGCUCUUCUGCUCUGUCUUCUCCAAGCAGAGAGAAGAGCAGGUCAGCAGCGCGCGCAUGCCUCUCAUUCCGUCUCCUGUUCCUUCCGUGGUCUCGUCAAGAGUCCCGCGGGGGGCUAUCUGAAUCAGCUGCGCGAACAGCUUGCACUUGGCCCAUCAGAUGAAGGCGAGACGCUUCCUGCGUCGGCCAGUCAGCCUCUGUUGCCUCUCCCUGGGGGUGCCUCCAACCCAAAUGCGAAAGGGCCGUGGAGAGCAGCGGCGAGCCACGAGACGGCAGAUGACAACUGGGUCAAAUGGUGGUGCGAUCGAAUCGGCUUCGACGAUUUGCGUCUCCGCCUCUUCACCUACGCAGUAGCCAAUAAAGGAUCUCUGUGA
Neospora caninum is the source of this 2283-nucleotide messenger RNA. RefSeq lists its product as hypothetical. The transcript has 5 exons. Lineage: Eukaryota; Apicomplexa; Conoidasida; Eucoccidiorida; Sarcocystidae. The coding region runs from base 1 to 2283 and encodes 760 amino acids. The record is from RefSeq and is a predicted model, not a curated record.